Pelobates cultripes (western spadefoot toad) is the source of this 6946-nucleotide messenger RNA. The record is from the annotation of a GenBank genome assembly. Lineage: Eukaryota; Metazoa; Chordata; Amphibia; Anura; Pelobatidae.
AUGGUUUAUGCUGUCUAUACAUUGCACACCGGAGUACGAUGAUGUCUUGACUGCAAAGUGCAAUAACUCGUCCUGAAGGGGUUAAUAAUAAAACCAAAAGUGAAUUCAGCUCCGGCCGUGCUGGCACUUUGAACUGUAACUAUAAUUAACCCAUUGUCCCCCAGGAAACGGAAGCCCUUAAACUACCCUUGAUGUGUUUAUAGAAAUUGCAGCCGUUUACUGGAAGUGCAGGGAGGGGGGUGUUCAGAACAUGGCUGGUUCCUGAUCAUUUCUCUAUAGUUUCUACUUUCACUUUCAUUUUGACUCUACGUUCAGCUCACACUAUCCUGCAGGACUUUCUCAUUCUCCCAGAGGCCCACACAUGCAGAAAUAGCCCAAAUCACUGGAGCUGGGAGCUCUAACCCAGAGUCUGGAUCUGAUCCAGGUACGUAUAGUACAUGUGGGAAUGAUACAUAUUGUACAAUGCAGACAAUACAUAACACGAAACUUCAUCCUUACUUCAUAGACCAUGACACACCUCCCAACAUCUCACAUGAUAAAAGAGGUACACUUUAAUUUAAGGGGUGUGAGUGGGGUGUGGCAAGGGGCAGGGCUGUUCUGAUUUACUAACAAAAAUUUAUUUAACUAAAAUGUGAUUUAGAACAAGAACAAUGUAUCUUAUUUACAGACUGAUUUCUGAACACAUUUAUUGUAGUUUAAAGACCCAUUACUGGGAGUAUUAUUACUGUGGAGCUCUGUUAUACACUCAGAAACAUUACUGGGAGUAUUAUUGCUGUGGGGCUCUGUUAUACACUCAGACACAUUACUGGGAGUAUUAUUGCUGUGGAGCUCUGUAAUACAAUCAGACAUUACUGGGAGUAUUAUUGCUGUGGAGCUCUGUUAUACACUCAGACACAUUACUGGGAGUAUUAUUGCUGUGGAGCUCUGUUAUACACUCAGACACAUUACUGGGAGUAUUAUUGCUGUGGGGUUCCGUUAUACACUCAGACACAUUACUGGGAGUAUUAUUGCUGUGGAGCUCUGUUAUACAGUCAGACACAUUACUGGGAGUAUUAUUGCUGUGGAGCUCUGUUAUGCACUCAGACACAUUACUGGGAGUAUUAUUGCUGUGGAGCUUUGUUAUACACUCAGACACAUUACUGGGAGUAUUAUUGCUGUGGAGCUCUGUUAUACACUCAGACACAUUACUGGGAGUAUUAUUGCUGUGGAGCUCUGUUAUACACUCAGUCACAUUACUGGAGUAUUAUUGCUGUGGAACUCUGUUAUACACUCAGACACAUUACUGGGAGUAUUAUUGCUGUGGGGCUCUGUUAUACACUCAGACACAUUACUGGGAGUAUUAUUGCUGUGGGGCUCUGUUAUACACCCAGACACAUUACUGGGAGUAUUAUUGCUGUGGAGCUCUGUUAUACAGUCAGACACAUUACUGGGAGUAUUAUUGCUGUGGAGCUCUGUUAUACACUCAGACACAUUACUGUGAGUAUUAUUGCUGUGGAGCUCUGUUAUACAGUCAGACACAUUACUGGGAGUAUUAUUGCUGUGGAGCUCUGUUAUACACUCAGACACAUUACUGGGAGUAUUAUUGCUGUGGAGCUCCGUUAUACACUCAGACACACCAACAAUAUGGAGUUCCUAGAAAAGAGGGGCAUUAGGAGAGAAAAGAUAGGGAUUUGGCCCCCAAAUAGCAACGGACCCUCCCCAAAUAGCAACGGACCCUCACUUGGGAGAUGUGUGAGAGAGUUAUUGGUUAUAUAAAGGAUAUAUGGUAAUUACUAUAUAAUUCUAUAAAUUGGGACAUUAGAGAGGUAUGUGUGAGGGUUAUAUGUUACAUAGAGGGUAUAUGGUAAUUACAUAAUUCUAUACAUUGGGACACCUGGGAGGUAUAUGCGAGGGUUAUAUUAAUCACAUUCUCUUUGCCAGCAAAUGAUAACUUUAAGAAAAGUGGCAAAUAGCUUAAAAAGACUAGGCAUCACAAGGGCUACCAUGUGGCAUCUGGUUUAAUUGGGAAGUAUAUAUAUAUGGGCAGCAGAUGGGGGCUUUAUUACAUACAUAGGGCCAUGUCUGUGUCCCCAAUACCCAAUUUAUGGGCACCAGGUGGGGCUCUAAUAUAUACGCAGGGGGCAUCCCGUGCACCCCUUCAAAUGCACACAUGAGCAUUUUUUGGAUGCCCUGAAGUUUAACUAGGGGCACACUAAACAUCCCCACUAGCCCCCACACAUGAGUGAUAGGCAAUAUAAAAUAGGUUAAAUAGCAUGGGGGCUCAGUAAGUGGGACAUGCCACCAUCCCCAACCACGAGCUUCAGGUGGAGGGUUAGACAUACCACUAUCUACCCCCACAAAUGAGCGUCCUAUCCCACUAGGUGUAGGAGGUCCUACCUGCCCUAAUAACAGUGAAAGUGGGCAAUAAAUCUAAUACUGGUUACACAAGAAUUAGGAAUUCUUCUAAAAUCUCCUUUAGGUCAGCCCUUUAAGAGACCAAAUAAUAACAAACCAAUAUUAAAAACCAACACAAUUAUAUUUAAAAUAAAAGACCAAACCUAAAAAACUAUUAAAAAACCCCACAAAAAACGCACUACAAUAAAAGGAAUUAAUCGUUGCCCUUUGAUGGCCUAGUGCCAGUUGUCAUUUCAAUGUGAGAAAUGCCUUUCGAUGCUCCAAAAUGUGACUGAUUCUGAUUGGUUGGUUUUGUAGGGCUCUGAUAGACCAGAUUUGAGUCUCACGGUGGCCAUACCUGGCACAGCAGUGCUUUAUUUUCAUUAAGUUAUAAGUAAAUUCAUUUUAAAAAACAAAACAAACCUUAAACCUCUUUUUUUGGCUUUCAGGAGCAGUCUUUCUUGGCAAUAAUUUAGCUAUACAUUAUUCUACAGAGUCUGGUGUGGAACUAAAAUCUUAACUAAUUAAAUAUUGUUUUGUAACGGAUCACCUGGCACCCCGACUGGGUACCUCCGUUGAAGGAUGCUCCUAGCGCUUCCUGAAGACUCCAAGCACUGCAGCAGACACCACAACCCCUGAACCGGAGAAGCAUGAAUGAUCUCAAGCAUAUGAAUGCUGUAAACAGCUGAACAGGAAAAGCAUACAAUCAGCUUACACUCCUGGCAAUCAGCAUACAAUCCAAUUCCCCCAAUAAUGAGACAACACUUAGUUUUGAGGUCAAGCAGAACUCACUGUACUGGCACAUACAGCCUCUUUUAUUCACAAUCCACAAACAUAGUACCGCCCACAGGGUUUUGAAACACUGCCAAUCAAUCCGUACAAUACACACAGACACUCCCACACAAAAUCCUCCCCUCUGCCUGUGAUAUGAUUACUGAACACAAUGGUUAAUAUAAUUAUCACAGGUAGAGAAAUACAGUAUUAUAAAACAUAUCACAUAGCAAUAACCCCAUAAAAACAGUUUAAUGCAGAUUCCGCAGAACAAAUACAGGCUAUUUGAAAAAGAAUUACUGUAUAAUGUGUCCCCUGUUCUGUAGUUUAAAACUACUGCAUGAUGUCUUUGUGCACCAAAUACCGUCGAGAUGGCACUGUCUAGAAAAGUCCAAACAGUGUCUGUGAGUUAAAAUGGACGCCAUUCAUUGUUCUCACCAUGUGCUUUAUCCAUUGUUCUCACCAUGUGCCUCUGAUAUAUGAAAUGGGGGCCACCCAGUAACUCCACAGUUUGUCUGGUAGUCUAUCCAGCCGGACCAACAGAUGAAACACAUGGGGAACAGUGCAACAAACGAAGGGAAUCAUAAAAAAUAUGGACAAUAGUCAUAUUUGUGCACAAUCUCCAGUUUUGUCACAGGGCACAAAUAGUGUUUUCAAAUGCCAUAUAUCCCAGGGCCAUAGUCUGAAGGUAGGAGGCGGGCAAGCAGCCCCCUCCAAGAGCACGUGGCGAGGUCUGUUCCGCCACAUGUUUUAUCACAGAACAAUGGACAAUAUGGGUGGGCAAUGAAUAAAUUAACAAUAUGGGUGAAUAAUAAAUUAAUGGACAAUAUGGGUAGGUAGUUAAUCAAUGAAUGGACAAUAUGGGUGGGCAAUCAAUGAAUGGACAAUAUGGGUGGGCAAUCAAUGGAUGGACAAUAUAGGUGAAUACUAAAUUAAUGGACAAUAAAGGUGAAUAAUAAAUGAAUAGACAAAAUGGGUGGGCAAUAAGUGUAUGGACAAUAAAGGUGAAUAAUAAAUUAAUGAACAAUGUGGGUGGGCAAUAAGUGAAUGAACAAUAUGGGUGGGCAAUAAAUUAAUGAACAAUAUGGGUGGGCAAUAAAUUAAUGGACAAUAUGGGUGAAUAAUAAAUGAAUGGAUAAUAUGGGUGGGCAAUGAAUGAAGAUACAAUAUAGGUAGGUAAUCAAUGAAUGGACAACAUGAGUGGGCAAUCAAUGGGUGGACAACAUGGGUGGGGAAUUAAUGUAUGUGCAAUACGGGUGGGCAAUCAAUGGUUGGACAAUAUUUUUUAAACCUGGGUAAACCAAACACUACAGGAAACAUAAGAAUGGGAACAACAUCUAGAAUGGGAACAACAUCUAGCAUUUUAUUUUCUGGAAACCAGUCAGCGGUAAGAAAAGUAUUAGCGUUACUGUCUGUACUGUCCCUAAUCUCAGACCCAGAUUGACGAUUAGAACCAUAUUGUUUGUGAGUCAGUGAUAAUAUUUUCAUAUCUGUUAGUAGGUAUACAGAGAUUGCUGUCCAGCUAUCUUUUCUUUUCUCCUGUAGUUGAAGAACCCUUAGCACUCCCACUUCCACACGUUUAGGAGAGAAUGUAAAUUCAAUCUGAAGAGCUGAAGCAGAGGAAUAUGGUAAUGGAUUAAACUGGGGUGAGGGAGAAUUCCAUUUACUGCAAUCUCCUUUCUCUAUGUGUGGUCAAGGACAACUGUAUGGGGUAUUCCAAAGCUGACUGAUUAGUCUAAAAAUCCUGAUUAGUAUUGAUUAACCAAAGCAGCAUCAUUCUAAAGAGUGAUGUGAUGCCCAUCUAGUAAAUGCAUUGUUUUAUUCUUCUGCUGGUCUCAUCUCUAUAAGGGAGUAGAAUUAAUAUGAAUAACUUAUCUUAGAGAUCCAAAGACUGAAGCUGAGGAAACUACUGAGUCUUAGAAGCAAAGUCCCAUUGGUCACAGUCAUAGGUGAAAGGUGGAUCAGGAUAACACAGCGACAAUGCAAGGAAUCCUUCCCUGCAGAUCAAGGUAAGAACAUAUUAUAUACCAUAUUACAUUUUAUAGUGAUAUGAUAUUAUACACAACACACGUGCACAGAGAUAGAUGGAUAGACAGGCAGACAGACAGACAGACAGAUAGACAGACAGACAGACAGACAGAUAGAUACUGUAUAGAUAGAUACUGUAUAGAUAGAUAAAUAGUGUAUAGAUAGAUAGAUCGGUAGAUAGAUGCUGAACAGAUAGAUAGAUAGAUAAUGGAUAGAUAGAUCGAUCGAUCGAUAGAUACUGAAUAGAUAGAUAGAUAGAUAGAUACUGUAUAGAUAGAUAGACAAGAGCUUUACAAUCAGGGAAGAGAUCUCUUAUCUUUCUUCUUCCCCUUAAAAUACUUUCACUAACCUCACUCCCUCUGCAGUUCUAUUUUCAUUCUUACCCGCUACCGCGGAAGAGGUUUCUGCUCUGCUCCAGUCCUCCCGCCCCACCACCUGCUCCCUAGAUCCAAUUCCAUUGCAUCUCAUCCAUACUCUGUCUUCUUCUCUUUCUCUAGCUCUCACUAAAAUUCCCCUACUUAACGCCAGAUGCGACUAAGGUGCUGGCCCAUUCCACUGUCCUUUCUCGCCUUGACUACUGUAAUCCGCUUCUCCAUGGUCUUACUUGCUCACAAUUUGUGGUGUUACAGUCCAUAAUGAAUGUGGCGGCGAGGCUUAUCUUACUGUCCUCCCGCACCUUCCACGCCUCACCCUUCAGUCAGUCCCUACAUUGACUUCCUGUAAGAUAUAGGGCUCAAUUUAAAAUUCUGGUUCUUGCUUUCCGAUUGCUACAUAAUGCUGCUCCAACCUAUCUAUCCUCCCCUAUACACAAGUAUGUCCCGUCUAGGCCCUUACGAUCUGCUGAAGACUUACGUCUAUCUUCUGUCUGUACUCCCACCUCUGAUGCUCGCCUUCAAGAUUUCUCAAGGGCUGCACCGUUCCUGUGGAACUCACUUCCUUCCUCCGUUAGAUGCUCACCCAGUCUCCACUCCUUCAAAAAAUCAUUAAAAACCCACUUCUUCAUAAAAGCGUAUCAAUUAAACUGUUAAUAGCUCCUGACUGAUUCCUCUUCUGCAACUGUCACUAGUCUAAUACUAUCCUUACCUUUUUGUGUCAUUUUACCCCAACCCCCUAGAGCAUGUAAGCUCAUUGAGCAGGGCCCUCAACCCCUCUGUUCCUGGUUGUCCAACUUGUCUGGUUACAACUACAUGGUUGUUCGUCCCCCCAUUGUAAAGCGCUGCAGAAUUUGGUGGCGCUAUAUAAAUAAUAAUAAUAAUAGAUAGACUAAACUAAUUAAAUAUUGAAAUAAAAAUACACGUUACUAUAUAAGCAAAUACAACAAUAAGCAUAGUCAUUAAUAUUCACCCUAAUAAAAAGGUACACAUAAACACAAACACAGAUAUAUUAAAAUGAUAUACUAAUAUAUAUAUAUAUAUAUAUAUAUAUCAGAAGAAAUUAGUAUCUGGUACCUUUUUAUUGGUCUAGAAGAAUUUUGGAAAAACAAGUUUUCAUGAGAUCCUCCCUUACUCAAGUCUAAAGCAUUUUGGAAUAUAUAUGUAUAUCCAGUGUAUGAAUCCAGAAUUCUUCAUGUUGAAUGAGUCAUUUGGCCUUGUGUUCCACCAUGGUGUUGAUCCUUCACACGAUCAAAGCCAAUAAAUCUCAGAGACGCCAACUGAUGGCUUGUUCAUUGCUUUACUUUGUAUUUAUGGACACAGACAUAUAUUUAAACACAUUCCAUGCCUUUUUGUUUCCUUUCAUUCUUCACAUUUCUUUUCCAGUAAAGUUUGCGUUCUAA